GUUGAUUCCCUCCGAAAAAAGACUGUUUAGUGGGAUCAAAGGUCGAUCUGCUUGUUUGUUGAGUCGAUUCCCAACGCGGGUAGCGCCCGAUAGUAUGCUUUUAUCCGAUUACAGCUCCCUUAAAUUGAGAUUAUGGUGUUAGUCGGCCGUUGGGUUUCGUCUUGUACUCAUGGCUUCCGCAAUUCGCUGUCAUCUGCCAUGCCGGCGAUUUGCAGCCCGGCUUCUGUUCGCGCCCCACACGCCAAUGGACGAGUCCACCUAGCAGUGGACGGCUCGUGUGAAAGCGAGAGACGCUCACGCAGCCUCCAGCGUCUUCCUCUCUCGCUCGCGUCAAGGCGGCAGUGUUCGGGCAGACGUCGGUGAAGUCGGAUGACGUGCAGGGCGCCUGCCCCUACGACGAUCUACUACUAUACCCGUAGACUAUCGGUUCCGUGGCACGCAACCGAAGACGCCUUCUCUGGUAUCACAGGGUGCCCAGGACGGAUGCCAGUAUAGGAUUUCGUUCUUGCUGAAAUUCUUUUUACGGUGACAGCUACCAGAGGGGGAAAAAGACGAGAAAAGGAGCCGGCCCGCUGAUGGGAUAGAUGUUUUUUCACCGAGAUUGUUCAGCUGUGUGAGUUAACACCGGAAGUAGUUUCUCUCCGGUUACUACCGUGAAAGGCCCCAAGCCCGAGAUUGCCCGGAGGUUUUGGCGCCCUUUCGGCUGCGACCCAAUCGAUGGUGAAGUCGAGUGCCCGAAACGAGCUUUUGGACUUUACUGGCACGUCUGUACAUCAGAACACUAUACCCGGCUAGGUAGACAACCGCUCAACUGCCGGUCCCAAUUAGUUCGGGAGACCCUAACUGACGGUCCCCGGUAGGCCUGCCGCGUGUGGCCGCUUCCGCAUCGCUGCUGCUGCCGAAGACCGCUGACGGUCAAGAGGAACUCCACUCCUCAACUCGGGGCCAGCUUCCAGCACCGCGGAGAAUUCCUUACAUCUGCUCCUCCACAAGCCUUCCAUUCCUCACGAAUUUCCUGCCUUCGUCCCGGGAUCCGAGGCCGCAAUGUCGUGGCUGACGACGCCGGCGAUGGGCCGAACCAUCACCCAGCAGUCGUUUGCGGAGCUCGCCGAGGGCAACUCAACUGACGUCAGUAGCUGGUACGUCGCCGAAUGCGACUACGUCUGGCCAACCCUGGCUGUGACUGCUAUACUGUGCUUCGUGUACAGUCUCCUCGGAGCCAUAGGGUUCAUCGGCAACUUCUUGGUCGUCUAUACCAUCUUCUUCAAGAAGGGGCCGCAGAGUGUGACCUCCAUGCUGCUUUGCAGUCUGGCCGUUUCGGACGUCCUGGUGGUUACUAUCCAACUACCCUUCAAGCUAACAGACCUUGUAACCGACUCUUGGGUGCUCGGGUCCUUCCCCUGCAAGAUGAUUGGCUACCUGAACUUGAUGUCGCCAGCCUGCUCGGCCUGCAUGUUGAUGGUCAUUGGCUUGGAAAGGUUUAUAGUCAUUUUGUACCCCUUGAGGGCGCGCUUCCUCAUCACCAGGCUCAAGGCGAAGUUCAUCGUUGCCGGCUCGUGGGUUAUCAGUUUCAUCCUCGCCAUUCCCGGCGCGGUGCUGCAGGAACACAAACGAUUCCCUGACACGAGGGAGUUCCUCUGUGUUAAGGAAUACCAAGACAACGUUAUUCUCUCCGAGAAGGCCUUUGUCAUGUAUUGCCUAUUGGUGUUCUACAUCAUACCCCUGGGCAUCAUGGGUUUCGCCUACAUCACGGUCUGCGUGCGGUUGUACCGCAGCGCCAAGAUCUCCCGGGGUCUGCAGAGCAUGAAGGCCCCCAGUUCCGCCAAGCCGCUCCGUACCAACGCCAACGGCUUCAGCGGCGUGUCCAACCCAAACGCAGUGGCCUCGUCGGUCGACGACGAUCCCUUCUCGGCCGGCUCGGAGCCGCGGUGGGAGACGGCGGUGGGAGGACGGGUGGUGGUGUCGGGCGGGUCGCCUCACGCGCGGUACCAGAGACGACCUCGGAGACCCGUCUCGAUAAAAGAUCGACAACAGGUUAUAUUGAUGUUGAUUCUGGUAGUUCUCCUUUAUGCCCUAACCUGGGGACCCAUGAUCCUGGUUAUGGUGCUCGUUGCCUUUAAUGCCCUGAAUCAUCUCUGCAUGAACGAUAUCUUCAAGCUCUCAGCCACCAUCCACGUCCUGACGUUCCUGAACAGCGCCGUCAACCCCAUCGUCUACAGCUUCAUGUCCCGCAAUUUCCGGGAGAACGUGGCCCAGGCGCUGCGCGGCAUCUGCCGGUGCGUCGGUUUGGGGAGCCGGCGUCGGCAGGGCGGGCGUGGCGGGCCCGGGGAGUCCAUGUACCAGAGUUCGCGGUACAGCUCCACCACCCUGGUCACGCAGGCCAGCUCGGUCAGACGGGGCCGCUCCACCAGCGAUGGAAACUGCUCCCCUAGUCGGGGCACGGGACAGAACAUAGAGCUUACCCAAUACUCCAGACUGCCAAAUACUGAGCCCGUGGCUUGAGAAGAAAAACCGAAAACUAAUUCCAAGCCGUCCCAAACAAACUUUAGACAUGACUUUUGAAAUCAAUCGAUGCCGGCUGAACUAUCAACUAACAGGCGUGGACGUCCAAAGUUGCACUCCAAAACAUCAGCUGUAACAAACCAUGCGAAAAAACAAAGGCAAAACGACGAAAAGAAAGCGUAUCAAGAACCAAGAAAGUAAACACUUUCAAUCCUUGUCAUCGAUGAUGCCAGUCGCUCGAUUCUUGCAUAUUGCCCAUUUGCUUUCCACCGAGUGAGCGACCGCGGGUCAGUGGAUUGGAAAGGCUUGAGGUUAACCUCACCGGGCGGAUCAUCGUUUUCUUCGAGGCUUAGACCGGAUGCCGCGAUUGAUAACCACAGCAAAAACUUGUCAGUUUAAUACCGCGAGACGCUGUACGCCAACGUAUAUGGUCGCAAUCCUGUUCGUUCUUCUUUCAGAGGUUCCCACUCAUCAGUGACAAACCGAGAGGCUCAGCCGAGGCCAGCCUUGAACUGGCCUUGCCGCCACAUGUGUGUGAAUGAUUGGACAAAGCGCCCUCUCUCGUUAACAACGCAGCCCACUGCAAUGGCAGCUAAAUGGGCCACUUCAAACGCGGCAGGUGAACGAGGACACCGAUGGAGAUAGUGGAAUGAUCGUUGAGGCCAGUCAUUGUGGCCGCUGAAGCUACUGUUCUCUGGAGCCAGUAAAUUGGGCAGUGAGAGCAACGAAAGAAGCCGAGCAGACCUCUGAAAUGAACCGUUAGCUCCCCCAACACAUUGAAUAAAUAAACACACUAUCAAAGAAAGCACACUGGAGAAUGAGGUCGCCCAGUGACUAUGAGAUAUCGCCAAGAUUUGUCAGGUUGUGUAAACAAAAUACGACUGUUGAUUCUGAAAAGGGCUGAUUUGACAAAACGUGAUUCAAAUGGGAUGUCAAUUGGAGUAUAGACGCACGCUUGUCAGUCUUUUAUUCUGUUGCGCACUAUCAUAACUUUGAUUGGUCAACACAGUAUGGAACGGAACUCAAGGAUUCAAUAAUGUCACGUGAUAUGCGUGCAUGCGCAGUUAUCAAAUUAAGAAUGGGAUUUGUCGACCUUUGUGCUAAGUAUUUCUUGUUCCAUUUAUUUUAUUUAUAUGACGUAUAUUUUAUCUAGUUCUUUUCCUAUUUUUCUGGGCACACUAGAAAUAGUUCAUACACAUCAGUGGUAGUGUGUGUUGGGUGUGGAAGUCAUUGAGGAAGGAAUCUCAAUCGGAGUGUGUUUGGUGAGUUUUGAGUGAGUUUCGAGUAUUAGUAGACGAGCAAUCCUUUAACAGAAUCCGUACAAUCCAGCUUUUUGCAGACAAAGUGUGGGAUUUGUGUGGAUUUGAUAAAUGACCAUCGCGUGUGUCUGUUUGCCGUUUCAUUUAUUUGUACCAUUCGAGGUGUUGGCUGAUAGUCCAUUUGCAGAAAGUCCGAAUUUCUUUGUUUCAGAUCUGUAUCCAGAAAAUAAUGCCACGCGACAUUUAGAAAGCACUUCACUUUUAGUGAUUAAUUCGAGCUUUUAUUAGGUUUGGACCUUUAUCAAACAUUUCCAAUGAGUGUGUUAAUGAUAACUGACGCAGCCGUAUUUUGGUUCUGACGCGAUGGACACAUACGCAACAUUGCUUUGAUUAAUAAAAUUAAAAGAAACUACUUCGGCGCCUUUUAGUGACUAGGUGCUCUCUCACUUCUGAACCUUCCUCACAAAUCCGAAGUGGAUUUAUUUACAUUCAAUUCAGAACGUUUCCACAUCAAGGAGCAACAUAAGGCUGAAUACGAAUCUGUUGUAUAAAGCUAGUUCUGUGUCUUUGUCCAUUUUAAAUCCGACUACAGACGCGCUGAAAGUAGGCGUAGACGAAGCGCUGGAUGCCCGUUUCGGACACGGCCAUAGCUGUGUGGUCCAGACUGGGUAUUUUCAAAUUGUGGCUACGGCUGUGCAGUUUGUCAUGGACGCACCACGGAGAAUAGCCUGGGCUGCAGAUAUUGACGGCCGCGUCGAAAAUGGCCUUGGUCAUGCGCACGCCUCGCCACGCGCGAGUGUGAUACUAUCGCACGCACGCAUCGGUUGGUCGGGAGUGGUCUACGCGACUGUAUCGUGUACGUGUCAUAGUCGUUGGGAUACCAGCAAAGUGCUGUUCCCACUAACAAAAUUGCGCCCUCUCUUAAACCCAAUCGAGGCCCAAUAAGGUUAGAGGUGAGUUGCUGGUGUUUUUACCCUGGCGUGCUUUCAGGUUGAAGGUUGAGUGGUUUUGUCAGGCAAGGUACGAGUGCUUCCUGUGCGAAGGGGAAAGGAGAGUCCAUGAAAGUGGGCAUGAAGUGGGUGCAAACGAUGUUUUCCGGGACUUCCUCCGGAUGGCAAUUGAUGAGGUCACAAGUUCCACAUGAGAGUCUAGUGACUUUUUGUUGUUACAAAAUCACGCAGUUCAUGCAAACUGUUGGAUCCCUCGCAGGUAUAUUGUUGUUAUUUUCAAAGAGUCAUGCUAAGUGUGCGUAUUAAUCCUUUGUGGCUCAUGGACAUGAAGGACCAGGUUUUAAUACAUUAAUGAUAGAAGAAAUCUCAUGAACCUAUCACUAUCGAGUAUAUGCAUGUAAUGUAUCUAAUGGGUCAAAAUAUUAAGGGCACUAGUCAUAAAUUGACUACUACGCUGGAAAUGGAAGAGUCCCUGUCCUCUUUGUUUGACCAAUCAGAAUGAACAUCACAGUGGCAUCCAAUCCAAAUCGUUCCAUUAUGCCUGCUCUUCGAAUGCCGGGGGAAAUCAAAUUACUUGUUACCAAUGUAUCCUUGGCGAUUUGCGAAUAUAAAACAGUGUCUGUUUGAUGUAAAGUAUCGUCGAGGGGUUCCUGGUAGGAACGGGUAUUUAGCAUUGCAAUAAAUGUAUUGGAAGAAUUACAGAGAGUUGUUUAAAAGCCGCAUCAGUACAGUUUCUAACCAUUGACCAGUGUGUACAAUGUAGUCGUCAUAAUCGACAAUGUUUGUAGGAGCCUCUUGAGAGACAUUCGGAUAUCCGAGAAUAGGCGAGAGAAGUAAUAGUCGAGAGAAGUAAUCGAUACCCGAGGUGCUUUUCCCACCUAUGCCCUGUCGUGUGGUUUUGCCACGUUAAUUCAAAAUGGUGUAUAACUCGCUAAAACAAUCGCAACCAACAUAUCUAGUUUCUCUGUAAAUAAUGCUUUACGAUCCGAGAAAUACCAAACAUCUACAGCAAAAUUUUUUAGAUGGAAUAAUAUAUAAUAAAAUGAAACUAUAAUAUAGCUAUAAUAAUUAUCAGUAUAUAUUUAGCAAAAGAAAUAAAGAGUAAAGUGGAUUGGUUGUAUUGUAUAUAAUCUUGCGAAUGAAAAGUAUAGGCUGUUUAUAAUAAUUUUAAAGUGAUUCUCGAUUGUGCAAUAGAUGGAUCUAAUUACAAGAAGAAUAGUUGGAAUGAAAGAAAAAAAAUAUACUUAACUAGCUGGUAAAUACGGCAUUCUAUCCAAUAAGAUAUCCAUAUGAUUAUUUCAGGGUAAAACUGUUGUGGAGGUCAGUUUCUUACUCCCACACGUCAGAUUGUGAUAUGCAUCCGACACAAACAAAAGUGUACCGUUAAAGGCUUGCCAAACAUUUUUUGUAAUUAAUCUAACGAGUAAAUCAAAGAAAAACGUGCUGAUAAAAACACAACGAAUUCCGUCAAAUCGUAAGAAAGAAAAGGUCUUCUUGGUUUGUGUUUUUUUCUGCAUUCCUCUACCUUCUUUGGAGCAACAUUCUCGACAAGACGGCUGUUAAGAAAAGAUUGGCGCCAAAGUGAAGGUUAACAUUCCAGAACACAGGCCGGUGACAGAAAAUUAGGGUCGUACUCAGUAAUGGAUCCUAUUUUUAGCAAGAUACCCUUUAUAUAGCAACUGUAAUAUAUGAUAUUUUGUUCCUUUGUCGGGUAACCAUGCCUUGUAAAUAUUCAAUAAAAUAAUCUCUAUUUAAAAA
Molecule: messenger RNA, 6469 nt
Organism: Acanthaster planci (crown-of-thorns starfish)
Lineage: Eukaryota; Metazoa; Echinodermata; Asteroidea; Valvatida; Acanthasteridae
Product: allatostatin-A receptor-like
Biological process (GO): G protein-coupled receptor signaling pathway
Cellular component (GO): plasma membrane
Molecular function (GO): G protein-coupled receptor activity
Source: RefSeq, a predicted model, not a curated record